ACUUUUUUUGCUUUCUAAUUCAAAUUUUGAAAUGUCAAAAAAAAUUUUCAUUUUGACAUUUCCACAUUGGAAUGUUUCUUUCCAUGAAAACUUUUCAUAUUUUGACUUUUUAUUUAGUUUCAGCAAGAAAACAAACAUCAAACUAUUGGAUUUUCUGUUGGGAUGGGAAUUCUGGUUUUUAAACAGCUGUAGUUGGGGCAGUUUUCUGUUCAUUCAGUAAACCCUCUGAUUUUUUCAAGAAUCUGUAAAUGAGUCUGAACAAACAUUUAAAAAUAAUCCACUAUUUCCUGCCCUGUCUGUGCAUCUUUGUUACAGUCUUUUGGGAAUAGAUCUCAGGCUUUGUGUGGAAGAAUCAGGAGAAUUGGUGGAAACCGAACUGGUUGAGGCUAGAACUCUUCAGUUCCCUUUCACAGGUGGGAUGGAUUACAGAGUGCCGGGGGCAGUUAGCAAUGGAGAGACGAUACCUGCUCAUCCAGGCAUGGAAAAGCAGAAGGAAGAAGAGAAUCAAACACUGGAACGAGGCCAUUGGAACAACAAGCUGGAAUAUGUGCUAUCCGUGGCUGGGGAGAUUAUUGGCCUGGGUAAUGUCUGGAGGUUCCCCUACCUCUGUUACAAGAAUGGUGGAGGUGCUUUCUUUAUCCCCUACCUCAUCUUCCUCUUCACCUGUGGGAUCCCAGUGUUCCUCCUGGAGACUGCGCUAGGGCAGUACACCAGCCAGGGAGGGGUCACUGCCUGGCGGAAGCUCUGCCCUCUCUUUGAAGGAAUUGGUUAUGCUUCCCAGGUGAUCGUCGUACUCCUGAAUUUCUAUUACGUUAUUGUCCUGGCUUGGGCCUUGUUUUACCUCUUCAGUUCGUUCACCAUAGACCUUCCCUGGGGCAGCUGUGACCACGAGUGGAACACAGAGAACUGCGUGGAAUUCCAGAAGGCAAACGCCUCUCUAAACGUGACGACCGAAAACGCCACCUCCCCUGUCAUCGAGUUCUGGGAAAGGAGAGUGUUGAAGAUUUCCACUGGCAUAGAGCACUUGGGGAGCCUGCGCUGGGAGCUGUCUCUCUGCCUCCUGCUCGCCUGGGUCAUCUGCUACUUCUGCAUCUGGAAAGGAGUCAAGUCCACAGGCAAGGUGGUGUAUUUCACUGCCACGUUCCCAUACCUCAUGCUGGUAGUUCUGCUGAUCAGGGGAAUCUCUCUGCCAGGGGCGAUGCAGGGAGUCCUGUUCUACCUUUACCCAGACCUCACUCGUCUCAUGGAUCCUCAGGUGUGGAUGGAUGCAGGCACGCAGAUCUUCUUCUCUUAUGCCAUUUGCCUGGGGUGCCUGACAGCCUUGGGUAGCUACAACAAGUACCACAACAACUGUUACAGGGACUGCAUUGCGCUGUGUUUUUUGAACAGUGGUACAAGUUUUGUGGCUGGCUUUGCAAUCUUUUCCAUCUUGGGCUUUAUGGCGCAGGAACAAGGCGUGCCUAUUUCUGAGGUAGCUGAGUCAGGGCCUGGCCUGGCAUUUAUCGCAUACCCUCGAGCUGUUGUCAUGCUGCCUUUCUCCCCACUCUGGGCCUGCUGCUUCUUCCUGAUGGUUGUUCUGCUGGGACUGGACAGCCAGUUCGUCUGUGUGGAGAGCCUGGUGACAGCUGUUGUUGACAUGUACCCCACCAUCUUCCGGAAGCAAAACCGCCGUGAGACCCUCAUCUUGCUUGUCUCCAUCCUCUCCUACCUUGUAGGACUAGUCAUGCUCACAGAGGGUGGGAUGUACAUCUUCCAGCUCUUCGAUUACUAUGCUGCCAGCGGCAUGUGCCUGCUCUUCGUUGCCAUCUUUGAAACACUUUGUAUUGCCUGGGUGUAUGGUGCUGAUCGUUUCUAUGAUAACAUUGAAGACAUGAUUGGUUACAGGCCAUGGCCUAUUAUCAAAUACUGUUGGCUCUUCAUCACGCCAGCUGUCUGCAUGGCUACCUUCCUGUUUUCUCUGAUUAAAUAUACCCCUCUGACCUACAACAAGAAGUACGUGUACCCCUGGUGGGGAGACACCCUGGGCUGGCUGCUGGCCCUCUCAUCUAUGGUCUGCAUCCCUCUCUGGAUUGUCUACAAACUCUCCAUGAUCAAGGGCUCCCUGAGAGAGAGAUUCCGCCAGUUGGUCUGCCCAGAUGAGGAUUUACCUUUCAGUCUGCGUGCGGGGCAGCCCCUUCCUUCCACCAGACCUGGCCUCCUGAUGCUGACAGAGCUAGAGUCCCAUUGUUAGGGCCACCGUGGCCCCCCGGAUUGUUUGAUACAUCCCUUCUAACUGUCGGAUGACUCAAGGAUACUCCACUUGCUGAGGGGAGCAGGACUUGUGAGCUGAUCUCUCUUCCGCUGGAGGAUUUGAUGGGCUCAGCAGGGGCUGCCAUAGAAGGGUCUCCAGGGACAGUGUGGAGUCAGCGAUGCACCUUAAUUGUCUCCUGGGGAGCACACACAGGAGCUGAUUCAAACAGCUGAGAGUCCCCAGCGCUCCAGUGGGUGGGACAGGAGAGACUCAGCCCUGGAGUGGAGACGGUCAAAGGGUCACAGAGGCUAUUCUCCGACAUGGACUUUGAGGACCUCUCCAUUCAUUCCAUUAAAUCCUUUAUCUUAUCAGUCCUGAGUGGAUCUGCCUCA
Messenger RNA from Chelonia mydas (Green sea turtle), 2622 nucleotides. Its product is annotated as sodium- and chloride-dependent GABA transporter 2. Gene Ontology annotation, biological process: sodium ion transmembrane transport; neurotransmitter transport. Gene Ontology annotation, molecular function: gamma-aminobutyric acid:sodium:chloride symporter activity. The transcript is spliced from 15 exons. The record is from RefSeq and is a predicted model, not a curated record. Bases 419 to 2230 code for a protein of 603 amino acids. NCBI's taxonomy places the organism in Eukaryota, Metazoa, Chordata, Testudines, Cheloniidae. Gene Ontology annotation, cellular component: plasma membrane.